GGCAAAAAGUUAGAAAAGAUAAACACGGCAGCUGCGCGUGUUGUGGAGAGGAGACCGGAAGCUGCUGCCAGGGAGACUGUGACGCCAGGGAGAGGCAGUGAUCUGCGCCAUGGAAGAGGAGAUGGGUGUUUCCGAUCAGGACUCGGACGCAGGGAGUGAAGAGGUCCUGACUCCUGCGGAGCUCAUCAGCAAACUGGAAGAGGCAUGGCUUAAUGAAAAGUUUGCUCCUGAGCUCUUGGAGAGUAAAUCUGAGAUUGUGGAGUGUGUGAUGGAGCAGCUGAAUCAUAUGGAGCAAAACUUGCAGCGAGCCCGGCAGGGGGAUCUCAAGAUCAGUUUCCAUCACAUGGAGAUAGAGAGGAUCCGCUUCAUGCUCAGCAGCUAUCUGCGCAGUCGCUUGCUCAAGAUUGAGAAAUUUUUCCCACAUGUCCUGGAGAAGGAGAAGACGCGCGGGGAAGGAGAGCCGCCACACUUGUCCCCGGAGGAGUUUGCCUUUGCCAAGGAGUAUAUGGCAAAUACAGAGACCUUACUGAAGAGUGUGGCCUUCCGACAUAUGCCCCCAAACCUACAGACUGUGGACAUGCUGAAAUGUGUCCCCAAACCAAACCUGGACUCGUUUGUGUUUCUAAAGGUGAAACAGGCGCAGGAGAACAUACUGGUGGAACCAGAGACCGACGAGCAGAGCGAAUACGCCAUAGACAUGGAAGUUGGGUCACAGCAUCUUAUUCGGUAUCGCACAAUAGCUCCUCUCGUGGCCUCGGGUGCAGUGAAACUCCUCUGAUACCACCAAAAUCUGCUGUGCACUGCUCAUUGCAAUACCAGGUUUAGCCAGUGUGAGGCAGAUGUUGUAUAAGUGAUUGACGCUCGGAUCCAAGAAAAGCUGAACAUUCCUGUUCUAUUCUCUGAUGCUCAUUCUACAGCAAAUAGAAUGUGAGGAUUGUCUUCUUCUGAACCGUAUAUCUGCCACCAGUAACGCUGGCUUGAACACUGGGAUUUGGGACAUUAUUCUCUAUGAGGAAAGCAUAUUGGAGACUGUAUGCAUUUAGGUAAUAGAGUUGUGAGGAUUAUAAAGACCGACCUCAAUAUUUAUUUUGUGUAUAAAUUUGCCAAUGAAAGAUA
Messenger RNA from Pseudophryne corroboree (corroboree frog), 1116 nucleotides. RefSeq names its product GINS complex subunit 4 (gene GINS4). The transcript is spliced from 8 exons. The coding region runs from base 110 to 778 and encodes 222 amino acids. The record is from RefSeq and is a predicted model, not a curated record. Lineage: Eukaryota; Metazoa; Chordata; Amphibia; Anura; Myobatrachidae. Gene Ontology annotation, cellular component: GINS complex. Gene Ontology annotation, biological process: DNA-templated DNA replication; double-strand break repair via break-induced replication.